GGAACAGCCCGCACAGUGGGAAGAGACGAAGAAAAUAAACCCGCGGCUGAAGCUGGAGCUGCCACCGUCGCCGUGUGGAGCUCCCCCGCGCGGAUGAUGCCCGCGGUGCCCGCGCAGGGCUCGGGGCGGUGAGGCCCGGGACGCGGGGUAGCUAUGGCGACGACGAGCGCGGCCAGCCGCGCCGCCUGACAGGUGUGGGCCCCGGCGGCAGCCGGCUCGGAGCAUUAUGUACGCCAAAGGGGGUAAGGGCUCUGCCGUGCCCUCCGACAGCCAGGCCCGAGAGAAGUUGGCGCUGUAUGUGUACGAGUACCUGCUGCACAUCGGUGCCCAGAAGUCAGCCCAGACCUUUCUGUCUGAGAUCCGAUGGGAGAAGAACAUCACGCUGGGGGAGCCCCCGGGCUUCCUGCACUCCUGGUGGUGUGUGUUCUGGGACUUGUACUGUGCAGCGCCUGACCGCAGAGAGGCAUGCGAGCACUCAAGUGAGGCCAAGGCCUUCCAGGACUAUAGUGCUGCAGCUGCCCCCAGCCCUGUGAUGGGGAGCAUAGCCCCCACCGAUGCAAUGGCAGCAGGCCCCAUGGCACCUGGCUUCUUCCAGGGCCCUCUCGGCUCCCAGCCGCCCUCACACAACCCCAACACUCCCAUGAUGGGGCCGCACAUUCAGCCCUUCAUGUCACCAAGGUUCCCAGGGGGCCCCCGGCCCACCCUGCGAAUGCCAAGUCAGGUGAGAGAGCCUCCUGUGGGCCUCCCUGGCUCUCAGCCCCUCCUCCCUGGUGCCAUGGAUCCCUCCCCUCGUGCUCAGGGCCAUUUGAGUAUGGGCUCGAUGCAGAGGGUGACUCCUCCACGGGGCAUGGCCAGUGUUGGGCCCCAGACCUACGGAGGUGGCAUGCGGCCCCCACCCAACUCCCUCGCUGGCCCAGGCCUACCCACAAUGAACAUGGGCCCCGGAGUGCGUGGCCCAUGGGCCAGCCCCAGUGGCAAUUUGAUCCCCUAUUCUGCCUCCUCCCCUGGCAGCUACACGGGACCCCCAGGAGGUGGUGGGCCCCCUGGAACACCCAUCAUGCCCAGCCCUGGAGACUCCACCAACUCCAGCGAGAACAUGUACACCAUCAUGAACCCCAUUGGGCCGGGCACUGGCAGGGCUAAUUUCUCUUUGGGCCCGGGCCCAGGCCCAGAGGGCCCUAUGCCAGCCAUGAGCACGCUGGAACCUCACCACAUGAAUGGAUCUCUGGGCUCGGGCGACAUGGACGGGUUGCCGAAGAGCUCCCCCGGCGCAGUGGCCGGCCUGAGCACCGCCCCGGGCACCCCGCGGGAUGAUGGCGAGAUGGCGGCCACCGGGACUUUCCUGCACCCCUUCCCGAGCGAAAGCGUAAGCGACUGCGUCGACUCCCCCCCUGCAGCGGCGUCGGGCCGGAGGGGCCUGGCGGGCAGGCCCCGGCGGGGCGGCCGGGGGUCCAGAGCAAGACCGUGACCGCGGCGGGCCAGGUUGGGGGGCAGCUGUGGCAUCCUUCCCCUUCCAGCCCCUGCCCUGGUCUCACACUCGUAUCCUGCCCCCACCCUGUGACCCACACCCAGGCUGGCCUCACCUCCCUGACUUGGACAUCUGCCUCUUCCCCUUUUCCACAUACGCCCCACCCAGUCCAUUCGUCCUUUCUCCCUGGGGGGCGGGUCCCAGCCUAGGCCGGAGCUGAGCCCACCCCCGCGCGCCACCCCCUCAUCUCUCCGCAGUACUCGCCUGGGAUGACCAUGAGCGUGUGAUGGGGCAACAGCCCCUCGCCACUGCAGGCUGCCUCCUCUGCCCAGAGCCCCUGCCCAGGGCCAAGGGCCAGGGUCUCGGGUGGUCUUCAGGGGGAGGGUCUGAGGUCACACCUGGGGCAACUGGACUCCUGGAGGUCAAGGCUUGGAGGCUGGGAGGCCCCCCGCUCGAAGGACUCUCAUUUUAUUAAAAACAAAAAAACGCGAGGACCUCAGAUAUGCUCCUUUCUGUAUGGGCUUGGCCCCCCACCCUCAUCCCAAUUUGUUUUGUCCUGGGGGACUCCUUGGGGACCUCCUUUCCCCUGGACAGUAAGGGAUGGGUUCCCAUCAAUAAAUGUAAUUUGUUUUG
This is a messenger RNA of Molossus molossus (Pallas's mastiff bat), 2101 nucleotides long. It is a transcript of the gene SSBP4, whose product is annotated as single stranded DNA binding protein 4. Lineage: Eukaryota; Metazoa; Chordata; Mammalia; Chiroptera; Molossidae. Gene Ontology annotation, cellular component: nucleus. Gene Ontology annotation, biological process: positive regulation of transcription by RNA polymerase II. The record is from RefSeq and is a predicted model, not a curated record. The transcript has 17 exons. The coding region runs from base 227 to 1468 and encodes 413 amino acids. Gene Ontology annotation, molecular function: single-stranded DNA binding; protein binding.